Molecule: messenger RNA, 3296 nt
Organism: Monodelphis domestica (gray short-tailed opossum)
Lineage: Eukaryota; Metazoa; Chordata; Mammalia; Didelphimorphia; Didelphidae
Gene: RXFP3
Product: relaxin family peptide receptor 3
Biological process (GO): calcium-mediated signaling; G protein-coupled receptor signaling pathway; positive regulation of cytosolic calcium ion concentration
Cellular component (GO): membrane; external side of plasma membrane
Molecular function (GO): C-C chemokine receptor activity; C-C chemokine binding
Source: RefSeq, a predicted model, not a curated record
GCAAAUAAAACUCGAGAGAGAGAGCUGCUUACAACUCACUCGGAGUUAAGUACAGUAGAGAGAGGGAGUGACUGAGACAGAGUGAUCCUUCCAUACCGAAAUCUCUUCUUUAGAAGACAAUCCACGGGAAAACGUGUGGCAGCAGAGAACCAAGUCGGAUAAAAGGUUCGUUUGGUUUUGAUGUUUUAUAUUUUUGUUUUGUUCUGAGAAUAGUUAAACUGGAAACCACAAGAAUAUCCGUGGAGCAAUCCUGAAAUUAUUCAACCCAUUUUUUGGCAGCUGACUUUUGAACGAGAAGGAAAAACUGAUAAUACAGACCAGACAGUGGACACCUCAGUUUGAAGGUCUCUAGCCAGGGAACCAUCCAGCUCCAUAGCUCUCCUCUGCUAUCUCCCUGCUCCAGUUUUAGAGCUCUAUUCUUCUCGAGCCAAGACUUAACUAAGCUCAACAGUUGCGGACAGGUCUUUGCUGAGAAGCCCCCAGAGGUCAGUCUUGUUGUUUGGCCAAUCACUUUGUGGUACUUAGUGGCUGCUGCUCUGAGAAAGAACCGGUCGGAGGGCAACUCCAGAGGCUGUGCAAGGAUUAAAUCGGACUUGCUCCGAUCUUAGUUAUGGCCCUAACUGGAUAAACUUACAGUCAAGAUGAAGGAGGCUGUCUCUGGGUGGCCUGACUUCCUGGGCCUGUUCCAGGACCCGCUAGAGCUGGGAAAUGCAAGUGGCAACGCUUCACUAAUGAUGAAGGACUUGCCACGGGGCCUGGAGUUGGAGAGACCAGAGGGCAUGGCAGGGCAGUUCCCGGGUUCAGGCAUCCGUGGGAGCACUGGCACUGAUGGCCCAGCUGGAGCGGUGGUGCGGAUUCUCCUCAGUGUGGUGUAUUCAGUGGUGUGUGCGUUGGGGCUGGUGGGCAACCUUCUAGUUUUGUACCUGAUGAAAAGCAAGCAGGGCUGGCGUAAGUCCUCCAUAAACCUCUUUGUCACCAGUCUGGCCCUGACCGACUUCCAGUUCGUGCUCACCCUACCCUUUUGGGCGGUAGAGAACGCUCUUGACUUUACCUGGCCCUUUGGCAAGGCAAUGUGCAAGAUCAUCUCUACUGUGACAGCCAUGAACAUGUAUGCCAGUGUCUUCUUCCUUACUGCCAUGAGUAUCGCGCGCUACCAUUCUGUGGCCUCUGCUCUCAAGAGCCGCCGACCCCGAGGACGGGGUCGGGGAGGUGCCUGGAGACGAGUCCUCGGGUUGAGCAGAGGAGGUGACUGUUGCUUUUCAGCCAAGGUGCUCUGCGUGUUGAUCUGGGUCUUGGCGGUGCUGGCCUCUUUGCCCCAUGCCAUCUUCUCCACCACUGCCACGGUGAUGGAUGAGGAACUCUGCCUGGUACGUUUCCCGGACAAGCCACGGGCUGGGGAUGCUCAGAUCUGGCUCGGGUUAUACCACACACAGAAAGUGCUACUCGGCUUCGUGCUGCCGCUAGGGGUGAUCAGUCUCUGCUACCUGCUACUGGUGCGCUUCAUCUCUGAACGUCCCGUCUGCAGAGGUGGAAGCGCCGGCGUAGCGCCGGGUACCAUCAAUGCUUCUGGAGAAGGACUCAGCAGCGCGGCUGGAGCCAGCGCCAAGAGGCGUUCUAAGGUCACCAAGUCGGUAACUAUCGUUGUACUAUCGUUCUUCUUGUGUUGGCUCCCCAACCAGGCUCUGACUACCUGGGGUAUCCUAAUCAAGCUGAAUGUGGUGCAUUUCAGCCAGGAGUACUUCCUAAGCCAGGUGUAUGUGUUCCCAGUGAGCGUGUGCCUGGCCCACUGUAACAGUUGCCUCAACCCCAUCCUCUAUUGUCUCAUGCGCCGCGAGUUUCGCAAGGCGCUUAAAAGCCUGCUUUGGCGCAUCGCAUCUCCCUCACUAACUAGCAUGCGCCCCUUCACUGCCACUACUAAACCUGAGCCCGAGGAACAGGCCCUGCAGACCCUGGCGCCCCUGCAUGCUUCAGUGGAGCCGGACCUCCUCUACUGCCCACCUGGAGUCGUCGUCUACAGCGGAGGUCGCUAUGAUUUGCUACCCACUAGCUCAGAGGAACAACGCUACUAAAGAAAGAGGGUUGAUCAGAAAGAAGUGGAAGGGGGAGGUGUGGAGCGGAGUGAUUUCCCUGGCGGGGGAUAUGGGAAAUACAGAGACAAAGAGAGAAACACAAACAGAAACAGACGGAGAGACAGACAGACAUAGGCACAGAGACACAAACAGAGGGCACAGAAGCAGAACAAACUGGAAAGAAUCAGUAGACGUAGACGCUGGGUCCAAGUAGGAUGGAAAGUAGGAUGGAAAGUGAACCGGAUCGAUAAGGUGGUUCUCAGCACCCGCCAAAGAACAAGGAGAGAGAACCUUAGGAAUCAAACUGCACAGAUACAAAAACAAACAAACAAACAAAAAAACCGCUAAAGCGAUCUAAAGUUACACCAAGUGGUAAAUUGUGGUGCUCUUCUUCCUCCUUUUGCUUGAAUGAGAAACUGCUCCAGACCCUAAAUAAGUUCGUUCUUGUUGACGCUAGGUGGUGAGAGAAGGGGAAUUGGCAAAGGGUGUAAGUAAGAGAUGAAGUUCAAUAGACCCGUGUGAGCUUUGAGUCCAUGAGAAACUCUUCCACUUUUCUCUCUGGACUCCAGGGGUACCCCCUGCUCCCAGAAUUAGAGAAAGAGCAAUCCUAGUGGGCUGGGAGCUGCAAUCUAUUGUCGUUCCUUCCCAGAAAGAGCAAGCUCUCAGUGGAGAGUAAAACCUCAAAGUAAUUUCUCCCUAGUAGGGGAGAUUCCUUUUCAAACAAAUGAGAAAUUCUCCCCUCCCAAAGGAACCGUCUCUUCUAGUAAAGCCAGCAGGGAGUUCACUGUGGUCAAGAGCCUCCCUGGAUCAUUCAAGACCCUAAAAGACCUGGCUCUGGCUGACUUAUGGGGACAUCUUCAUAAAUUCCUCUCCCACAACCUUCUUUUUCAGAGGAUUCUACUGCUAAUGGCAGUAGACUCUGGGGGCUCAGCCCCUAACCCUGGGCUUUUGUAAUCUGGAAAGAAGACUAGACAGGAUUUGUGGGAGUAGUGAGGGCAUUGAGAUGGCAAAUCUCCAUUCUGUACUUGGCCAACCAGGGACUGUAAUCUGGCCAACUCACUUGAAGAGCCCCAUAGACCUCCACCCUCUGCUUGUUAGUGGUGAAGGCCUUCUAAAAUGGCGGAAACCAUAUAGUAAAUGACAUUGAUUUUUUUGGGGGGAGGGGUGUUUGCUUGGGAGAUGGAGUUGUUUGUAUGUGUUUUUAAAUAAAGCGGUACCUAAAUGAUU